AUGGCACCGUCCGCGCUCUCAGGAGCAGUCCGACGCUCGACUCGUCUCAGUGCAAAGGCUCAGGUCGCUGCAAAGCGACCUGACGAGGAUGAUGCGGGUGCUGACGCUAGUGAUGCAGAGCCCCUUGAACGACCUGCGAAGCGCAGAAGAAUUACGACUUUCAACACAUCUGCUGACCGCAAGCAGAGGGCAGGGAAGAAGAAUGUGGGCAGCAAGCGCAGUCUUAGUAAACUCCUUGACAUGCCGCUGGAUGUACUGUUUGAGAUUUUUGGUCACCUUGAUCCAUUGGAUGUCCUUCACUUGGCACGAUCUAACAAGGCCAUCCGUAACGUUCUCAUGCGUCGUUCUUCCAUCACGAUUUGGAAAGAAGCUCGUAGCCACAUAGAGGGACUACCGGACUGUCCUGCGGACUUAAGUGAGCCUCAAUAUGCUGAUUUGGUAUUCGAUCCACACUGUCAUUUUUGCUUGACAGCAAGAGUCCUGAAUGUGCUUUGGCGCAAUCGAGUGAGAUGUUGCAAACAAUGCUUGAAAGCAAAUUUCAUGGACAUGGCUGCAAUGUACCGGUGUUUCUACGGGUUUGUUUCGGAAUACAAGAUGCCGCAGCCUUGGGCCAUGAUAUCUUGUGAUCCAUACAGAAACAAACACUACUAUCUCAACUCACGAGUCAUGGAACUACAGGAGAGAUAUGAGGAGAUUGUUCCAGACCUGGAGAAAUUCAAGGAAUUUGAACAAGAAAGGGUUAAGGCUGUAAAGAAGCUUGAGAAAGAUGCAGAUAUCCUUUCAUCCUGGCAUACCGAACAGAGCUAUCUGCGCUCGCAGGAGUUGGACGACUUGCGCUAUAAGCGUCGUCAAGGGAUCAUCAUGAAACUCAUUCAAAUGAAUCUCGGUGCAGAAAUUGAAGUAAUGGACGAUGAUAUGAUCGAGGUCUUCUUAAAUCACCCAGCAGUGAAGCAGCCCAAGGAACUUACUGACCGCAUUUGGAAUAAUAUCAAGGGCCCCAUCCUCGAGAUUGUGUACCAUGCGCAGGCUAUACGUAUCGCAAAGACACGAUGCAUUCGUGUCAUCCCGCAUAUCCCAUUUCUAGAUACUCGUUACGCGGAUUUUGCAAAAUCUCGUCCGCAUACCGAGUAUCUGCCAAGGAUUGCCGAUUUCUGCAUGAUGCCGGAAAUCCGCGCCAUCUUGGGCGACGCUACAGUUGUGAUCCAGACGGCGAGAAAGCUUGACGACCUGCGCCCGCGAUUCCCCGAGCUAUCUGAGCGAUGGCGGCAAGAGUGCUCCCGUCAACUGUUGCCGCUCCUGCCGGAUGCUGCCAAGCAGAACCAGGUCAACGACGAAGAUAUGUCACCACUGCAGUUGGCUACGACAUUCUUCAAAUGCUCGUCCUGCUUUGAUACCGUUGGCUAUCCGAGGAUUCUGGCGCAUGAGUGUAUGAGGUACUGUACGAUGAACGGUGAUGGCGGUCUGGAUCUCAGCCAUACGAUUCACGCGGACUUGAAAAAUACCGUUCAAUUGGUGUACGAUGAACAGCCGUGGCACCUCAGCGCCGGGUCGAUCGAAUACAACCAAGGUGCAUGCGACACAGUCGCAGCUGUCGUGCGGGCUUGUGGUGAGGAUCCGGCGACGAUCACCGCUAGCGAGAUGGACGAAAUGGAUCACCGGUUUGUCUGCGCGAAUCGCAAAUGUUUGCGCAAUGGAGUUGUCCACGUCGUGACAUGGAGAACAGCGGAGCAACAUGACAAAAUAUAUCACCCCGUUGACCACACAGGAUGGCAGCUCCUCGAUCCUGGGGACACAGCAGACAUGAAACUGAACGAGCUGAUGGACGAUGAGAGGUACAUGGUUGAGAUAUGGUCAUGCACGCACUGUAGGAGUAACGCUGUGCGCCUGAAUGUUGUGAAGGCGCAUCUAAAUGACAAACACGACGUUCUUCAUCCGGUGCAAGGAGUUGACUAUGACGUGCACCACGAUGUAGAUCCUGGACCUCCCCUUCCCUUCAUCGUGAUGUCCGAUGAGCUUAGCUCGCCUGCCUUAGUUGCUGCUGUUGAGGAUGCUUUGGUUGAUGAGUGA
Messenger RNA from Sparassis crispa, 2067 nucleotides. RefSeq lists its product as hypothetical. Lineage: Eukaryota; Fungi; Basidiomycota; Agaricomycetes; Polyporales; Sparassidaceae. Bases 1 to 2067 code for a protein of 688 amino acids. The transcript has 10 exons. Gene Ontology annotation, molecular function: protein binding. The record is from RefSeq and is a predicted model, not a curated record.